Molecule: messenger RNA, 2110 nt
Organism: Thamnophis sirtalis
Lineage: Eukaryota; Metazoa; Chordata; Lepidosauria; Squamata; Natricidae
Gene: VPS9D1
Product: VPS9 domain containing 1
Biological process (GO): vesicle-mediated transport
Cellular component (GO): cytosol; endocytic vesicle
Molecular function (GO): guanyl-nucleotide exchange factor activity; small GTPase binding
Source: RefSeq, a predicted model, not a curated record
UGGCGGAGCCGCGCCCCUGCUGACCUCACCCGCUCCGGCCCUGUCCGAGCGGCCGCCGCGCCUCGGCGGCGAAGUUCCGGCCCAGCCAUGGCAGCCGCGCCCUCCGCCGCCGCAGAGCUGCCGGUGAAGCCGCUGCAGGGCGCCAUGAAGCUGGCCAAGGCUGCCCUGGAGCUGGACGCCGGAGACCGGCCGCGGGAAGCCUAUGUGGAAUAUCUAAAGAGCAUCAGCUACAUCACCCAGGUUCUCCUGGAAGAGGCCACGACUGGGGAUGAAAAUGACCUGGUGCCGGACACCCCCAAGAUGCUGAAGGUAGCGGAGCAGUGCCUGGAGAGGGCCAAGAGCAGCGUUUCUAAAAUAGGAAAGGCCAAGGCCAAGCUGGUGGGGAAGAAGGGGGGCCCUGCUCCCGUUUCCAGGCACCGCAGAGUCUCCUCGGAUGAAGGCAGGAAGCUUUCGCCCUUUCUGCCUCCUGAGAUGUUCCAAAAGCUGCAGAUCUCUCAAGUGCAGAGCCCCAGGAACAGCAGAGAGCUGAGCCCCCUGGAAGAGGCGUCCUUGCAAAACCAGAAGCUGAGAGCUACCUACGAGGCCCGGCUGGCCCGGCUCAACCCCAACCAGGCGGUGCAGAAGACCUCUCUGACCCUUUCUCUGCAACGGCAGAUGAUGGAGAACUUGGUGAUUGCAAAAGCCCGGGAAGAAGCCCUCCAGAGAAAGAUGGAGGAGCAUCGCCUGCGCCUGCAGGAAGCCGCCAACAGGAGGUUCUCCAGCAAUGCGGUGCUGACCCCAGAAGAGCAGGAGCAGCGCGCCAUCUACGCGGCCAUCCUGGAGUACGAGCAGGACCACGACUGGCCAAGGCUAUGGAAGGCCCAGUUGAAAGAGCAGCCCAGCGACCUGUCCUUGGUGCCAAAGCUUCUCUCGCACCUGCUCAGCUUUGCGGAUCAUCCCAUCUGCCAGUUGCUGAAGAAGCUGCAGUGCUCGGCUUACCACCGCAUCUACCCUCUCAUCAGCCAGAGCAGGACGACGGAGGCCUCGCGCGGUUGGUCCCUCUCCUCCUCGCUGGAUGCCGAGGCCUUCCUGCCAGCGGCCACCGAGGGGCGGAGGCUGCGCUCCUCCCAAAGCUUGCACUCCAUGUUUUCCGUCCAGGAACACAACAAGUUGAACCUCCGCCAUAGCAUCUCUGGCACCCCCUUCAUUGAGGACCAGAGCCUCUUGCUCCCCCCCCAAGAAGGACGGGGGUCCCCCCCCUUGGCUGACCGGGAGAGCUCCUUCGAGGACCUGGAGCAAUUCUUGUCAGCCUCCGAAGCUCAGCCAGCAGGGCACCUGCAGAGCCCUUUGCCGGGGAAGAAGGGCUCCCAGCAGGAGGCCCUCAAGGCGGUCGUGAAGGAGAUUCACAACUCCAUUGACAGACUCUUGUCCCUGACCCUGCUGGCUUUCGAAGGCCUCAACACGGCGGCCGCCAAGGACCAGUGCCUGGCACGGCUGGAGGAAGCCUUCUUUGGCCCACUCUGGGGGCCCCUCUUGACAGUGUACAGGACUGUCUACAGGGCCCUGGAAGAGGCUCUCUCCAGGAGCAUGGAGCUGCGCAGGAAGGCCUCUCCGGCUGAGAUGGGCAUCCCCUCCAAGCUGCUCCCCAAGGCAGCAGGGCCUCCCCCAUACGCUGCAGCCGUGCAGGAACUGCUCCUCCUCCCGCUCAGCAGCUGCCCGCAGAAGAAGCUGGAGUGCAUCGUGAGGACCUUGCGAGUCAUCUGUGAAUGUGCAGAGGAAUAUUGUGGGAGCCGACUCCAACCAGUGUCCGCCGCUAUUGGUGCUGACGACCUCUUGCCCAUCCUGUCCUUCGUGGUCCUCCAGAGCAACCUCCCUCAGCUGGCCUCCGAGUGUGCCGCCCUGGAAGAGUUCAUCCACGAAGGGUACCUGAUUGGGGAGGAGGGCUACUGCCUGACCUCCCUGCAGAGCGCCCUCUCCUACGUGCAGAGCCUGCAGGGGCCUGUGGGGCCCCGGAAGUAGCAGAGCUGCCGGUGGGGGGGGCUGCCCCUCCCUGAGCCGCCUCACGAAGGACCCCUCCCUCCUGCCACGCUGCUCCCUGGGAGGCUUUUUGGAGGACUGGGGAACUGAGCAG